Messenger RNA from Caenorhabditis briggsae, 408 nucleotides. RefSeq names its product Protein CBR-SWM-1 (gene Cbr-swm-1). The record is from RefSeq and is a predicted model, not a curated record. The transcript is spliced from 4 exons. Bases 1 to 408 code for a protein of 135 amino acids. Lineage: Eukaryota; Metazoa; Nematoda; Chromadorea; Rhabditida; Rhabditidae.
AUGAAGUUUCUUGUACUCGUUUUCUGCCUCAUUGCAGCUGGUUUAGCAACUAAGGAGUGUGAAAAAAACGAGGAGCGUGUCGCUUGUCACAACACGUGCGAGCCACAAUGUGGAUACACCCCGAAAACCUGUACUGAGCAAUGCAUCAUGAACACUUGUGAUUGCAAAGAUGGAUUCGUUCGCAACUCGUUGGGAAAAUGUGUGAAGGUCUUUGAGUGCACAGAGGAAACCACCAAAUGCCCACAAAAUGAGCAAUUCAGAGGGUGUGGAACCGCCUGUGAGCCAACUUGUGAGAAUCCAAAGCCAAUGGCUUGCACUAAACAAUGCAUUAUAAAUGUCUGCCAAUGUGCCAAGGGAUUCGUUCGUCAUGGAGACAGAUGCAUUGCCGAGAAAGACUGCCCAAAAUAA